Argentina anserina (silverweed cinquefoil) is the source of this 2358-nucleotide messenger RNA. Its product is annotated as NADP-dependent malic enzyme. The record is from RefSeq and is a predicted model, not a curated record. The coding region runs from base 149 to 2059 and encodes 636 amino acids. The transcript is spliced from 20 exons. NCBI's taxonomy places the organism in Eukaryota, Viridiplantae, Streptophyta, Magnoliopsida, Rosales, Rosaceae. Gene Ontology annotation, cellular component: chloroplast. Gene Ontology annotation, molecular function: malate dehydrogenase (decarboxylating) (NADP+) activity; NAD binding. Gene Ontology annotation, biological process: pyruvate metabolic process; malate metabolic process.
AGGAGAGAAAAUCAAGGAGAGUUUCUUAAGAGUUAGUCAGUCUCCUACAUCUCAUUCUCACUCUCUCUCUAUCUCUUUAUCCAUUUUCUCUCUGUUUCUAUAGAGAGAGAAGCAGAAGCGAAAGACUAUCUUUUACCUAUCAGUCAUCAUGAUGUCGCUCAACAGAAGCUGCUUCCUGGGGAACCCUGACAUUUGUGGGAAUGGUGGGCCGUUCUCUCAGGGGCAGAUGAGGCGGGCGCCGCCGCUGAGAGUGGUGGCGGUGGGGACGAACGCCGCCAGGAAAGGUGAAAGAAAUGGGAGCGUAGUGAUGGAGAACACAGCGAAAGAAGCAGUUGAGCUGAAAUCUACCGUUCAUGGUGGUGACAGAGACGUGUACGGUGAGGAUACUGCCAGCGAGGACCAACCUGUCACGCCCUGGUGUGUGUCUGUUGCAAGUGGCUAUAAUUUGAUACGAGAUCCACACCACAACAAAGGUCUUGCCUUUUCUGAAAAGGAGAGAGAUGCCCACUACUUGCGUGGUCUUCUCCCACCAGUUGUCAUUUCUCAAGAACUUCAGGUGAAGAAAAUGAUAAACGCCAUUCGCCAGUAUCAAGUUCCCCUGCAGAAGUAUAUAGCCAUGAUGGAUCUUCAGGAAAGAAACCAGAAGCUAUUCUACAAGCUUCUUAUUGAGCAUGUUGAGGAAUUACUCCCAGUUGUUUAUACUCCAACAGUCGGUGAAGCUUGCCAAAAAUAUGGAAGCAUAUUUCAGCGUCCCCAGGGUCUAUUCAUAAGUUUGAAAGAAAAGGGAAAGAUUCUUGAAGUGUUGCGGAACUGGCCAGAGAAGAAUAUUCAAGUCAUUGUUGUUACUGACGGAGAGCGUAUCUUAGGGCUGGGGGAUCUUGGCUGUCAUGGGAUGGGUAUACCUGUUGGCAAACUUUCUCUGUACACGGCACUUGGAGGUGUUCGUCCAUCUGCUUGCUUGCCUGUAACCAUUGAUGUGGGUACAAACAAUGAGAAGCUGUUGGAUGAUGAGUUCUACAUAGGGCUCAGGCAAAAGAGGGCAACUGGGCAGGAAUAUGCAGAACUCCUUCAAGAAUUCAUGACUGCUGUCAAACAGAAUUAUGGAGAGAAAGUUCUUGUUCAGUUUGAGGACUUUGCAAACCACAAUGCUUUUGAUCUUCUAUCGAAGUACGGUGCAACUCAUCUUGUUUUUAAUGAUGACAUUCAAGGGACAGCAUCUGUGGUCCUUGCAGGACUUAUUUCAUCUUUGAAGUUAGUAGGGGGAUCCUUAGCUGAUCACACAUUUUUAUUCCUUGGUGCUGGAGAGGCCGGCACUGGCAUAGCGGAGCUUAUAGCCCUUGAAAUCUCUAAGCAGACAAAUGCUCCUGUGGAAGAGACCCGCAAGAAGGUUUGGCUUGUCGACUCAAAGGGAUUGAUUGUUAAUUCCCGGUUGGAAUCACUCCAACAUUUUAAAAAGCCUUGGGCUCACGAACAUGAACCUGUAACGACUCUGGUAGAUGCUGUUAAUGCAAUUAAGCCAACAGUGUUGAUUGGAACGUCAGGAGUAGGAAGAACAUUUACUAAAGAAGUGGUUGAGGCUAUGGCCACCAACAAUGAGAGACCCAUUAUUCUUGCCCUCUCCAACCCAACAUCACAAUCUGAGUGUACUGCAGAAGAAGCAUAUACAUGGACACAGGGUCGUGCCAUUUACUGCAGUGGAAGCCCAUUCCCACCAGUUGAAUACGGGGGAAAGGUUUACACUCCGGGCCAGUCUAAUAAUGCCUACAUCUUCCCUGGAUUUGGUCUGGGCCUAUUAAUGUCUGGUACCAUUCGUGUUCAUGAUGACAUGCUUCUGGCAGCCUCUGAAGCCUUGGCUUCACAGGUAUCCCAGGAAGACUUUGACAAGGGACUUAUAUACCCUCCAUUUACUAACAUCAGAGAGAUUUCAGCACAUAUUGCUGCCAAAGUAGCUGCUAAAUCAUAUGAACUCGGUUUGGCUACGCGCCUCCCCCAGCCAAAGGAUCUGUUCCAGUAUGCUGAAAGCUGUAUGUACAGCCCCAACUACCGAAGUUUCCGGUGAAAUCUCUGAAGCUCCUUCCCAGGAGCUAGGAAGAUAUUUGAAGUUUCUUCCGUUGUGGUGGUUGUACCGUGGUUCACUACAGUCAAAAAUGAAUUAGUCAUUAUAUCUUUUAUAUUUUGUUAAUUUCCUUCCAUUAUUUUGGUUUUAUCCCUUCCCACUUCUGUAAUGUAGCUCAUAUGGUAGAUGAAAAGUAGGACGAGUGCAGGUAGUUGUUGGUCAGGAGUUAAAAUAUAAUUUGGAAAUGUUAUGAACUCUAAAAUUUUACAUGAAAUAAACCUCAAGUUACCUUUCUUACACCA